GCGGAGGAGCGCGGCCGCAGGUGUUCCACGGUCAUAAUUGACAAACGUCUGGCACCUGUUGGAGGUGAAGCUGCGGCUCUGAGACUCGAACUGCUCCAAAGACAUUUCUCUCCAUUACUUAGAAAGACCUGAUACCCAAGAUGAACGGCAGUGGACCAGCGUAUCCCCUCGCCUCUUUGUAUGUAGGGGACUUGCACCCUGAUGUUACAGAGGCGAUGCUCUACCAGAAAUUUUCUCCGGCUGGACCCAUCAUGUCCAUUCGUGUUUGCCGAGACAUCAUCACCCGCAGAUCUCUGGGAUAUUCCUAUAUAAACUUCCAGCAGCCAGCUGAUGCGGAGUGUGCCCUCGAUACAAUGAACUAUGACGUCAUCAAGGGUCGGCCAAUCCGGAUAAUGUGGUCUCAGCGUGACCCAGGACUCAGGAAGUCCGGUGUGGGCAACAUCUUUAUCAAGAACAUGGACGAGUCUAUUGACAACAAGGCACUGUAUGACACCUUCUCAGCCUUUGGCAAUAUUUUGUCGUGCAAGGUUGUUUGUGAUGAAAAUGGCUCAAAAGGCUACGGCUUUGUUCACUUUGAAACUCACGAGGCUGCACACAGGGCCAUUGACACCAUGAAUGGGAUGCUGCUGAAUGAUAGGAAAGUUCAAAAGAAAGGUAGUCUUCAGUUGGAAGCUGGCUUUGUGAUUCCAACGGUCAAUUUCCUGGGAGAAAAAAGUCAGUUGACUAGGUUUGUUGGCCACUUCAAGUCUCGUAAGGAAAGAGAGGUUGAGUUUGGCACCAAAGCUAUGAAGUUCACCAAUGUCUACAUCAAAAACUUUGGUGAAGACUACAGUGAGGAGAAACUCAAGGGAGUCUUCUCUGCAUUUGGGAGGACUCUGAGUGUGAGGGUGAUGAAGGACGAGAGGGGGCGUUCACGAGGAUUUGGUUUUGUUAACUUUGCAAACCACGAUGAUGCUCGGAAGGCAGUUGAUGAUAUGAAUGGAAAGGAGCUCAAUGGAAAGAACAUCUAUGUGGGGCGGGCUCAGAAGCGUCUGGAACGCCAGGGAGAGCUCAAGCGCAAGUUUGACCAGAUCAAGCAGGACCGCAUCCAGCGCUACCAGGGGGUGAAUCUGUAUGUGAAGAACCUGAAUGACACCAUAGAUGAUGAGAGACUGCGUAAGGAGUUUGCCCCUUACGGCACCAUCACCAGUGCCAAGGUGAUGACAGACGGUUCGCAGAGCAAGGGUUUCGGUUUCGUCUGUUUCUCUUCACCUGAGGAAGCAACCAAAGCUGUGACAGAAAUGAACGGGAGAAUUGUUGCAACCAAGCCGCUGUAUGUGGCUCUGGCUCAGCGGAGAGAGGAGCGCAAAGCAAUCCUUACCAACAAGUACAUGCAGAGACUCGCCACCCUGAGGACCAUGCCAAGUCCCAUCAUCGACUCAUACCACCAGACCGGAUACUACAUGACUGUACCACAGCUUCCUACUCGCUCCUUCUAUAACCACAACGUCGUCAGCAACAUGAGGCCGGUACCUCGCUGGACCGGACAACCACCAAGACCACAGGGCCCAUACUCAACCCAGUUUGUUGGUAAUUCGGUUCCCCGGCGUGGAUCGCCAACCAUUGCUACAGUCAGACAGGCUUCCACCCAGGCUCCACGUGUUGUCAGUUCUUCACAGAAGACAAAUAACAUUGGGACCCAGACUGGAGGAGGACGCACAGACACGGCUGGUGUGAUCAGAAACAACCAGUACAAGUAUUCGUCUGUUGUGAGGAGCCCUCAGCAGGUCAUCACUGUACCUGCUCCAAUGACAAGAAUCCAGGUGAUUCCUGCCCCAGUGAUGGAGCCACUGGUGCAUGUUCCAGGCCAUGAGCCACUCACCGCCUCCAUGCUGGCUGCAGCUCAACCAAUGGACCAGAAACAGCUCCUUGGUGAGCGAUUGUAUCCAAUGAUCCAUGCCCUUCACUCCAGCUUGGCUGGGAAGAUUACAGGGAUGCUACUGGAGAUCGACAACUCAGAGCUGCUGCACAUGCUGGAGUCGCCCGAGUCUUUGCACUCCAAGGUGGAUGAGGCGAUAGCAGUCCUUCAGGCUCACCAGGCAAAAGAAUGUUCUCCAAAGAAGUGAAGAGCCCGUACAGGUCAGCGACUUUUCAGCUGCAAGAGGUGUACAUUUUUUUCCCAGCAAGUUUUGUUUAUUUAUUUGAUGUAAUAAAAAAGGGUUAAACAUCAUGACUGACAGCUGAGACCAACUCACGAUUGGUUGAGCGUGUGUAUCAUCUCAGUUCUGCGGCUCCACACCACGAUCACUACUGCAAAAUGGCAGCACCCGUUCCUUGGAUAUGGUUUCAUCUUGAUCCAUUAUGCUUGUACUCAGGGGAGCAGUAUUAACAUGUACUGCCAUUGAUCUGUGGUGAAAUGUAUUUAAAAUGUAAUGCUCCCAACACUGGCGAAGACUUCAGCUGUACUUGUAAGGUUCAGUUUGAUAGUUCGGAGAAUCCCGCACCACUCUUAGUGUUGGACAUUAUUAUCUGAAAAGUCUUAACCAUGUCAUUUUUUCCAGAUUUCAACGACUCUGAGGAGGAAACAGAAUCAGUAUAAUUGUUAAAAAAAAGAAGAAAUUGUAAUAAGUCUAAAGAGCAAUUUGGUUGUUGCUAUAUCUUUUGUUGUAAGAUAAAGUUUACAGAAUA
Messenger RNA from Platichthys flesus (European flounder), 2667 nucleotides. RefSeq names its product poly(A) binding protein, cytoplasmic 1-like (gene pabpc1l). Lineage: Eukaryota; Metazoa; Chordata; Actinopteri; Pleuronectiformes; Pleuronectidae. Gene Ontology annotation, cellular component: ribonucleoprotein complex; cytosol; cytoplasmic stress granule. Bases 141 to 2105 code for a protein of 654 amino acids. Gene Ontology annotation, molecular function: mRNA 3'-UTR binding; poly(U) RNA binding; poly(A) binding. The transcript is spliced from 16 exons. The record is from RefSeq and is a predicted model, not a curated record.